This is a messenger RNA of Vitis vinifera (wine grape), 1414 nucleotides long. RefSeq names its product 2-alkenal reductase (NADP(+)-dependent). The record is from RefSeq and is a predicted model, not a curated record. Lineage: Eukaryota; Viridiplantae; Streptophyta; Magnoliopsida; Vitales; Vitaceae. Bases 90 to 1124 code for a protein of 344 amino acids. The transcript has 5 exons. Gene Ontology annotation, molecular function: 2-alkenal reductase [NAD(P)H] activity.
ACUACUAACGACCAUUGUAGCAUAGAAGUCCGGAAAAAGAAAGAAAGCUGUAGUGGAGAAGGGAAGCUAGGGCUUGCAGGCAGGCAACAAUGGCGGAUGGUGAAGAAGUGGGCAACACGCAAGUGAUUUUCAGAGGCUAUGUCUCUGGUUUUCCCAAUGAAUCGGACUUGUACUUGGCUAACUCUAGAAUAAGCCUCAAGGUUCCAGAAGGUUCCAAGGCCGUGGUAGUGAAGAACCUCUACUUGUCCUGCGAUCCCUACAUGCGCCUCCGUAUGAGCUGCGACGCCAACUAUUUCCAGCCCUUCAAGCCCGGCUCGGUUAUGACUGGAAAUGGAGUGGCUAAAGUUAUGGACUCUGGGCAUCCAAGCUUCAGCAAAGGUGACUUGGUUUGGGGAAUUACCAGAUGGGAAGAGUAUACUCUCGUAACAGCAACAGAGUCUCUGUUUGAAAUUCCGGACACUGAUGUCCCCCUUUCAUACUAUAUUGGAAUUCUUGGUGUGCCUGGUUUGACUGCUUAUGUUGGUUUUUAUGAGCUUUGCACUCCUAAGAAAGGGGAGUAUGUCUAUGUUUCAUCUGCAUCAGGAGCAGUGGGUCAGCUUGUUGGGCAGUUUGCAAAGUUGUUGGGUUGCUAUGUUGUUGGAAGUGCUGGAACAAAAGAAAAGGUUGAUUUGUUGAAAAACAAGUUUGGGUUUGAUGAAGCUUUCAACUACAAGGAAGAGCAGGAUUUGGCUACAUGCUUGAAAAGGUACUUCCCUGAAGGCAUUGAUAUUUACUUUGAGAAUGUGGGGGGAGCGAUGCUUGAUGCAGUGUUACCUAACAUGAGAGUCCAUGGUCGCAUAGCUGCCUGCGGGAUGAUUUCACAGUACAAUCUUGACAAACCUGAGGGCAUAUACAACUUGAUGAAUGUUAUCAAUAAACAGAUCAAAAUGCAGGGGUUUAUCACUCCAAGCUACUUUCACCUCUAUCCCAAAUUCCUGGAGACGAUUCUGCCUCACAUCAAAGAAGGUAAGGUUGCAUAUGUGGAAGAUGUAGCUGAAGGCCUUCAGAAUGCUCCACCGGCUCUUAUUGGGCUCUUUUCUGGGCACAAUGUCGGAAAACAGGUAAUUCAAGUUGCUAUGGAAUGAUUUGCCUGAUUUCAUUUCUUUUUGUUCUGGACUUCAUUGAAUCCUAUCUAUAGUUGUGCUCUUCUCUGGGCACAAGGUAUUUAAUACAAGCAAUAUGGUCAGAAGAGAGAUAAGGCCUUUAUAAAUGCAGACUAGGCCAACACUGUUGUUAAUAGGAGUUCUACCUCUACCUCAAGAUGUUGUACCUUUGUUGGUGGUAAUCUUAUACUUUGAGAAGUUAAAAAACUAUUUGUAGUAGCAAAGUCAAGUGUUUUAGAGCACUGGUGUAAUGGCCCAUAGAAUCUGUGUAA